Molecule: messenger RNA, 2810 nt
Organism: Mercenaria mercenaria
Lineage: Eukaryota; Metazoa; Mollusca; Bivalvia; Venerida; Veneridae
Exons: 2
Coding region: 122-1561 (479 amino acids)
Source: RefSeq, a predicted model, not a curated record
GUUAUCUGCAACGUAUCUGCACGUGACAAACAGGCGAACUGUCAAUUCAGGGAGAGUGAAGACGAUGAUUGAUAAGGAAAUUAAACGAGCUAAAUAGAUAACAACUAUCCCAAGAAGUAAAAUGAAUAGGCAAUUUGGAGAAGAAGAGUUAUCACGUUUGAUCUAUACCACUCUUGAUACAGUAGGAUUUCAGCGAGAAUGUGUCACAUUCAGGUCGAAAGCCCAAACAAAAAUCAAUGAAAGCUUAAACAGUAACUUUGCCAAGUAUGAGAUACCAUUAACACAUUUGUUUGUUGGGAGCACGAGUGAAGGUACUGCACUGGGAAAUAGCGAUACCGACUUUAUGACAGUAAUACCAGAUAGCGUAUGCGUUGAUAAAGCAAACACAAGUGGUUACUUCAAUUUUUUUGAGGCUGAUUACACCAACACAGCCCCGGGAUACACAAAAGUUGUUAUUGCAAAUUUGGAUGAAGAAAGCCCGUUUCAGAUCUUUUUUGAUGAUUCUCAAAUGUACAAGUCCUCAGCUGGGCGUGCAUACAUAUCUAGUACAAUUUUCAGAAACUUUCACUAUCAAAUUGCGCAAGCGAUACCUGUGUCUGCAUACUUUCACCAGUCCAAUGAAAAUGACUGUACUAAGACAAGUGGUCCGGCGACGACAUUGCAAAUUGGGUAUGCUUUAAAUGUAGACAAUGUCUUUUCUGUGUAUUUCUACGGCAGCAGUCACUUACGUAGCUGGGCUGUUAGGUUAAGGUCUUGUAAAUGGCCAUCCGCGGAUUUAAUUCGGGAAAUUUCGCAGAUGGAAGGUUAUAUUGUACCAGUUGGCAAUAAGUUCAGUGACACCCAAAACAUCGAAUGGCGCAUAUGUUAUACUACUGCAGAAAUGAAAUUGGUAGAAUCGCUAAACGAUGUUCAAGUUAAAUUGUAUAUCCUACUUAAAAUGGUAGCUACCAAAAUGAUAAGACCACUUUAUAAAGAAAUGACCUCUUAUGUAGUUAAAAAUGUAAUUUUUUGGGUGUCGGAAACUCAGCAUGAACAGCAGUUUCGUCCAAAUUUAUUGGUUGAUUUAUUGUGGAAGUCUUUGAUUUUCAUAAAAUACUGUUUAGAGAACAAUCACUUUCCAAACUAUAUGAUAUCUGAAAGAAAUAUGCUGGGCAACGCGGUAGAUUGUAAAGAAAAGCAACACACAAUACGCUUCCUGUCGGAAUGCUUGGAAAAAGGAGGAUCGAUAAUCCUCAUGAUACCAGAAUUACAGGAAUGCAUGAACCGUAUCUUAAAAGUCCCAAAUUUAGUACUCUACAGAGAUUGGAGAAAUCAAGUAGAACAACUUCUGAUUGCUUCGGCAAUAUACAAAUCUGAUCAUUUUGAUUUAGGAAUGUUGUCCAAAAGCACACUUUUUGGCGACUUAGAAUGGGAGUAUUUUAAAGACGAAAGGUACCUAGAUACUUGGAUCAAGCUUUUCAGUUUGGUAGUACCAGAGUGGAUGGGCCUGAUACUUACAGGAAAAAUCGGAGAAAUGAUUGAACUGUUUUUCAAAAGAUUGCAAGCAAUGCCUUCAUUAUAACGGAGAUUUGUUUUGCAAUUACCCAUUACAUUACCAUUUCUAAAGUCUAUGUAGGUGUAGUGCGGCAAAAUACAUAUACAGCAUAUUUGUUGAAAAUACAUCAGUUGCUUCUUGCUUCAUCCAUUUACGAGGAUCGUUCAAGAUUUUAAGAACUUGUGACGCCGAUGUCUAGGGGAAAAAGUAAUUAAACGUUUGAUUAUUUAAUCCCUAAACGUGUGUCAAGUUCAAGUGAUGCAAAAUUAUUUAUGCAUGCUUCUCUUUACGUCAGCUAUAACACCAAACGCUAAGUCGACGCGAUUUUGUGCGUAAUUGAUACGAGUCUCAAACAAUGUGAUAUUUCAAACAAUUAACAUGCAUUAUAAAUGUUAUUAUUUUUGAAAAUGUAAUCAUAAAACUCCGUACAAUAUCUGAGGGCGCGUUCAGUGUGCAUGAGAGGUCCUCUAAAAAUAUUUGUUAAAUAGUGUAGGCGGUUAUUUGAGUGCAAGAAAAUUGAGCGUGAUAGUCUGAAAUUUUAUAUAUUUGCGAAUGCCUUACACAUUGUGCAAUUGAAGUGAACUUUUUAUUUCUCACUUUAUCCCAUUUAGCCGAGGUUUUAUAUUCAAAAGCGAUACCUUUCGACAAAUAUCAAAGGUUUUAAAAAUACACUAUUUAUCACCAUGGAAACGGUCAAAAAUUUUAAAUCAUCAGUGAUAUGUUAAUUUUCAUGUAUUUUUCUAAUAGUGCAGUGGACGCAACAGUGCAGUGGUAACACUGUUUGACUACGAAAGUAGGGGUCAGGAGUUCGAGCCCCCACUUCUUCAACUAAAUUUACUAACAUUGGGAUAAGAAUCCCGUGUAUGGGUACUUUACACCUGACACGCUAAAGAACCAGGGAAGCUAAGCUAACUAAAAGUGAAGAGAAUGACUUGAUGUCACUACCUACUGGAACGUUUGGUAUUCUGGCUUUUGCAUCUGUUCAAUCAAUAAACCAAUGCCAGCUUAGAACCUUACACAGAAUUCGAUAUAACUGUGUCGCCAGAAGUAUAUUAUGAAGACGCAGACAAUAUAAAAGGAUUCUUAUAACAGCAGCUCGAUCUGGGAUGCGCGCCCAGAGUGAUCCGACCUUGCAAAAUCCACGAGAGCAGAAUACAAAAUCCUAGAUCUAGCUACUGUUAUAUUGACCCUCUUAUUAUAUACCUCUACCUUGUUAUUUGUUGUUUUGUUAUUGAACGUAAUCUUCAAAGUUUAUCCAUAUUAAAAUGGAACUAAG